UUUGAGAUGUCGAAUUAUGUCUCAGCUCCAUGUAUCAUGUGUUAACACACCGCGCUGCAGGAAAUCCAAAUAGGUCCAUUUACUAUGUUUGUGUAGUAAAGUUUGAACAUAGCGACACACGCUGCUGCUGAACAAUUUUCCCUAUUCCGGAAUAUUCAAAUAUUUAGCCUUUUCUAUAAGCUGAAGCUACUUUUUGAGAAAAUGCCCCGCCCCACUGAACACAACCCUUAUUGGCGAAACACUCCCCGUUUUGCAGCCCCAAAGCUACGCUGUUGUUCUUGCCUUACUUAUUUGAGUUGUUGUUUUUGUUUUCACACAACCCGUAGAGACAACAUGACGGUCUGUUUGAUUUCAGUCGUGUUGGCUACCGUUCUCAUCCUACCGAUCGCACUGCGAACUUUGGCCCCGUAUCUUUGGAUGGAUUUGGUGUAUUUCUGGGAUCUGCUGCAUAUUUUAGUGAAGUUUGUGUCGAGGCGAAGGAGGAGACCUCUUUUCUUUGUUUUGGACCGCUUCUUGGAGCAGACCGCUGCGCAUCCACACAAGACCUUCGUUGCGUUUGAAGAUGAGAGCUACUCGUACGCGUACACGAACAAGAGGAGCGACCAAACCGCCAACGCGCUGCGGGCUCACCCUGGGUAUCGGGCUGGGGACACCGUGGCACUUUUCAUGGGGAAUGAGCCCGCCUUCAUGUUUACGUGGUUGGCCCUGGCCAAAUUAGGCUCCCCCGUGGCUCUUCUCAAUCACAACAUCCGCACCAAGUCCCUGCUGCACUGCUUUAACUGCUGCAAGGCGACGGUGUUGAUCGCGGCCCCAGAGCUCAAGGAAGCAGUGGAGGACGUGCUGCCCUCACUGAAGGUGCAGGGCGUCACUGUCCUCCUGAUGACCAAACACUGUGACACACCUGGGAUCGAGAGCUUCUCUGAUAAAGUGGACGACGCGGCAGACGCUUCGCUCCCUCGAUCCCUCAGAUCACACAUCACGUUCAAAAGUCCUGCCGUUUAUAUUUACACCUCUGGAACUACAGGUCUCCCAAAGGCGGCUGUGGUCAAUCAGAACCGCCUCUUAACCGCUCUGGCUGUUUUAUCUUCAAACGGAGUCACGUCUAGUGAUGUCAUCUACCUGAAUCUGCCUCUGUACCACACAGCUGGAUUCAUCAUAGGCUUCAUCGGCGCCAUUGAGACAGGGUCAACUAUCAUUCUGAAGAGGAAGUUCUCUGCUUCUCAGUUUUGGGACGACUGCAGGAAACACAGUGUGACUGUUGUGCAGUACAUCGGAGAGGUGAUGCGUUACCUCUGUAGCACACCGAAGAAAGAAAAUGACAAGGAACAUAAAGUAAGACUGGCCAUUGGCAACGGGGUCAGAGCCGAGAUAUGGAGGGAGUUUCUCAAUCGCUUUGGGAACAUUCAGGUCCGAGAGUUUUACGCCUCCACAGAGGGAAAUGUGGGAUUCAUCAACUACGCAGGGAAAAUUGGAGCUAUUGGACGGGUUAACUUUUUUCAUCAGAAGCUGUUUCCCUUCACUCUUAUUAAGUACGACACAGAGCGAGAUGAACCAAUUCGAGAUGCUCACGGCCUCUGCGUGGAGUCGCCCAAAGGUGUGACAGGACUGCUGGUGUCGAAGAUCACAGACAUCGCUCCUUUCGUCGGCUACGCCCAGAACGAGGAACAGACGGAGAGGAAAAGACUUCGUAAUGUUCUCAAGAAGGGAGAUCUUUACUUCAACAGCGGAGACCUAAUGAAGAUUGAUAAAGACAACUUCAUUUACUUUCAGGAUCGCGUAGGUGACACGUUCAGGUGGAAAGGUGAGAAUGUGGCCACGAACGAGGUCUCUGACAUCCUGACGCUAAGUGAUGGUCUUAAAGAGGCCAACGUUUAUGGAGUCCAAGUGCCAGGGUAUGAGGGGCGCAUUGGGAUGGCAGCUGUCACUGUGAAUGAAGGUGCUCAGUUUGAUGGAAGUACAAUAUAUAACCAUGUGGUUAACUACCUCCCUUCAUAUGCCCGACCUCGCUUCAUAAGAAUACAGAAUGCAGUGGAGGUGACGGGGACCUUCAAGCAGAUGAAAGUGAAGUUAGUGGAGGAGAGUUUCGAUCCAGGGCGUAUCCAGGACCCUAUUUACAUCCUCGAUGAUAAAGAGAAGACUUACAUAGCGCUGACCGCUCAGGUGUACAGCUCCAUCGUAUCAGGAACCUUCAGACUAUGAGUUGGAGCUUCGUGUUCACAAGCUGUGCGUUCAGGCCAGCUGCAGUCAUACCUUUGAUAAUGAACCUCCAGCUCGGCCAUUGAACAAGUCGUUUUUUACGAAUACUCAUAUUAUUUGAGUGUAGUAAGAUAACAUGGAUGAAUAAAACGGCUUCAUAAAAGGCUGUAGACGAGAGAUGCUGCUUUUGCUUAAUUCUGUAUUGGAGUGUUGAAGUGAAGCUUUAUGUAUCGAUAAAUGGAUGUAGUGUUUAAUGAGAUGCUUCCAGAGAGCACACCUUCGGACUGUACUUCCAGAACAGGACCUAUGACACAUUUUACGUUUUUGUGCCAAUAUCUGUCAAUACAAAAUCUUUCCUAAAAAUUAAAGUGAUUCUUACAAAACAA
Pseudoliparis swirei is the source of this 2582-nucleotide messenger RNA. RefSeq lists its product as uncharacterized. The record is from RefSeq and is a predicted model, not a curated record. Bases 202 to 2199 code for a protein of 665 amino acids. Gene Ontology annotation, molecular function: long-chain fatty acid-CoA ligase activity; long-chain fatty acid transmembrane transporter activity. NCBI's taxonomy places the organism in Eukaryota, Metazoa, Chordata, Actinopteri, Perciformes, Liparidae. The transcript has 10 exons.